Dalotia coriaria is the source of this 2692-nucleotide messenger RNA. RefSeq names its product E3 SUMO-protein ligase Su(var)2-10 (gene Su(var)2-10). Bases 406 to 2349 code for a protein of 647 amino acids. The transcript has 7 exons. Gene Ontology annotation, biological process: protein sumoylation; regulation of transcription by RNA polymerase II. NCBI's taxonomy places the organism in Eukaryota, Metazoa, Arthropoda, Insecta, Coleoptera, Staphylinidae. Gene Ontology annotation, molecular function: SUMO ligase activity; transcription coregulator activity; zinc ion binding. Gene Ontology annotation, cellular component: chromatin. The record is from RefSeq and is a predicted model, not a curated record.
AUAUUGUCUCAGAACAAAAUUCCCUAACGUGAGCGUUUGGUACACAGAUUAUUAAUGGUUUGGUACGCGGUUUUAUCGCGCUAGUUUCACGAGAAGAUUGGUUUUCUAAAUUUCCCAUGUUGGCAGAUGAACUAUUACAAAGAAUACACCAAUGAUACCAAUUAAAAAGAACGUUGUUUACAACGGCAGUUGUUUUAUUAAUGCGCGUGUUUCAUGAACAAUCUAGAGUGCGACUGGUGGCUGCGCAAGGAAAGUGUCGUUGGCGAGGUUAACUUGACGACGUUCUAAUCGCUGUUUGCGUUCCAUCCCGUGCGAUUGUCUUUUUUCUUCAGUGUGCUUAAUUAUUUGUUUAAAUGAACCACGAACAGAAAGCGUUGCAUUUGGACAGUAAAAUUGCUGUGGGAGAUGUCCGAGAACAUAGAUGAAUUACGGAGUAUGCUAUUUUCCUUCCGGGUUUCUGAACUGCAAAUGCUAUUAGGUUACGCAGGGCGCAACAAAACCGGGCGUAAAACUGAACUUCAACAGAGAGCUUUAGAACUUCUUCGUGUUAGGUCACAGUCAGUUCACCAAAAAAUUAGAGAUCUGCAUAAAACUAUUCAACAAAACGGUUCUCUACUUCCAAUUCAGUCAACUUCACCACCGACCACACCAACUGGUAACGUCUCACCUAACAUGCCACAACAUCCUGCAAACAUUCCACGAGCAGCUGUAAACCCCUUCAAUAUGGAUACGCGUGCACAUGUAACUAGGCAAACACGGUCAGCCGCCGCCGCUGCAGUGGCAGCCGCCACUUACUCCCAGCAUCAGAACAUGUACCAACAGAGCUAUCACAAUACGCAGCAAUACCAAGCUGCACCUCGCGGAAUCGCGCCUACUAACAUAGUCAAUAAUUAUCCGGUCCAUCCCGAUGUAGAGUUCAAACGACUUCCUUUCUUUGAUGUCGUCGCAGAGCUUAUCAAACCGUCGACACUUAUGCCUAUGACGUCAACACGCGUACAGGAAUGCAAUUUUUACUUUCAUCUGACUCCACAGCAAGCUACGGACAUAGCUCAGUCGAGAGAUGUGCGUCACAACAGUCGCGGCGAAUAUUUCAAACAGAUCCAGAUGAGAUUCUGUUUGAUGGAGACCUCUUGUAAGCAGGAGGACUUUUUCCCACCUGGUAUUGUUGUUAAAGUUAAUAACAAGCAAUGCCCAUUACCAAAUCCUGUUCCGACGAAUAAACCAGGUGUUGAACCAAAGCGGCCACCGCGGCCUGUGAAUAUUACCCAAUACAUCAAAUUAAGCCCCACAUCAGCAAACACUAUAAAUGUGCAAUGGAUGCAUGAUUAUGGCAGAGUGUAUGCUAUCACUGUAGCCCUAGUUCACAAACAAGCAUCGUCUGAUCUUCUACAACGAUUGAAAACGCGUGGGGUUAAACAUGCAGAUAUUACUAGAGGAUUAAUUCAAGAAAAAUUAAAUGAAGAUGCGGACAAUGAAAUUGCCACGACUUCUCUCCGCGUCUCACUAAUGUGUCCCCUUGGCAAGAUGAGAAUGACGAAUCCCUGCCGAGCGAAAACAUGCAAUCAUCUGCAGUGUUUCGACGCGUCGUUAUACCUGCAGAUGAACGAACGUAAACCGACUUGGACGUGUCCCGUCUGCGAUAAGCCCGCGUUGUACGAGGAUCUAGACGUUGACGGGUACUUCCAGUUAGUGCUCAACUCUCCUGAAGUAAGUUCCGAUAUCAAAGAAAUUCAGCUGCACAAAGACGGCUCGUGGAGCGUGCAGAACGAGGUGAAACCAGCGCCGGUCGCUAAACCCGUUCAAAAAUCAGCAAGUUUGGAUGACUCGAUUGAAAUUAUCGACGAUGACUAUCUACCAAGUUCAAAUGCUACAUCAUCCUCUGAGCUUACAAAACUUGAGGCUAAAGAAGAGUUGAAGGAUCAGGAAGCUACCACACCCAUUAUGGAAAAAUCUGUUGUAGAUUUAACGAUUUCAGACUCGGAUGAUGACGAACCGCUUGCAAAACGACGAGCAAUUAUGACCAAACCGGAUUCAACGAAUAAAUUUUCUGAUACUACGAGUAUCUCAUCUAGCAGCAAUCAGUCGCGCGUAUCUGUAACGCCCGGUCCUUCGUCUGUGUCGUCGUCUGGUUACCCGAUCAGUCCUUCGGGCGUGAUUGCUUUGGACAGUCCUUCGCCUCCCCCAUCAUCACCUCAAAAUUUGGCUACAACACAAUCGCAACCUGCGUCUUGUAUGAUGGCUAAUGGUUCCUCGGCGGCUGCACAGUCGCCAAUGUUUAGUCCAACCAUGCCGUAUCUCAACGCAGAAGGUGACGGCAGUUCGGCACAGAAUAUAAACAAUUACUACUAAUAGAGCGUCGGCAGUCAAUAAUUGACCAGAUUGAGUGGGAGUAACACAUAAAAGUGUACUGUCGAUUUUACCGAAACAAACUAUAUUUUUUAUUUUAGUCGAUUUAAGUAACAUUAGUCUAUCAUCAUAAAUAUCAUUGGUAACCUGCAAAUAAUUUAUUUUCUUUUUGUUCAUCCCAUACGCAUAAAUAUAAAUCUUACUGUAUAGUUUAUAAUGGUUAAGUUUUGUUACUUCUAAUUUAUAUUUAAGAGUAGGUCAUUAGCUGCGCCUGCAAUUCUCAUGUUUACAUUAGUUAGAGCAAAGAACAUUAAAUAAGUGUUUAAUGUCACACAUUUGGAUAAUA